Molecule: messenger RNA, 592 nt
Organism: Asterias rubens (European starfish)
Lineage: Eukaryota; Metazoa; Echinodermata; Asteroidea; Forcipulatida; Asteriidae
Product: thioredoxin-like protein 4B
Exons: 4
Coding region: 132-581 (149 amino acids)
Biological process (GO): mRNA splicing, via spliceosome
Cellular component (GO): spliceosomal complex; U5 snRNP; U4/U6 x U5 tri-snRNP complex
Source: RefSeq, a predicted model, not a curated record
AGUAGGACCCCGUAUAACUUUUGUUUACGCAUUGUUUACAAAAAAGUCUAUAAUUAUUAUGCUGCUUUGAACCGGCCGAUCGCAGCUGCGCUUGUUUGAAGACAUAAUUUGAUAAGGAUGAGACAGUCAGGAUGAGUUUCCUCCUUCCCAAGCUGGCAAGUAAGAAGGAGAUAGAUCAAGUAAUUAAGACGACACAAGACUUGGUCCUUGUCCUUCGGUUUGGACGCAAUACCGAUCUAACAUGCCUUCAGCUCGAUGAAAUUCUUGCCAAGACUGCCCAUGAUCUGUCCAAGAUGGCUGCCAUCUACUGCGUUGACGCAGACAGUGUGCCAAUCUAUUUGCAAUACUUUGACAUCACACUUAUACCAGCAACUGUUUUCUUCUUCAAUGGACAACACAUGAAGGUGGACUAUGGGACUCCUGAUCACACAAAGUUUAUUGGGAGCUUUAAGACGAAGCAAGACUUCAUCGAUCUUGUCGAGGUCAUCUACCGUGGAGCUAUGAAGGGAAAGGUCAUGGUCACCUCCCCCAUUGAUCCCCAAAACAUCACACAGUACGAGUUGCUCUACCAGGACAUAUGAUCUACCGACCA